UGUUGUGUGCUUGCCCUUGUCUUCAGCAUCAACGUUUCUCAUACCGAGAGGAGAUUCAAGAGCAAAACUAGCACAAGAUGGCCUUAUUGGGAAGAUCUCCUUUACAUCUGACUGGUCUGAAGCACAACUUAGAGAAGAAAUGGCAGCAAUCUUCAGAAGAACAUUUGCACUGUCAACUGGCCAGACAUUCCCUUUUGAGUAUUUGAGUACAAUUAGAGGAUGUAAACGACUAAUGAAACCAAAUGUUUCUAGCAGUUUUCUUUGGGGUGGCCAAGAAGUUGGCUCGAUUUGUUCCUCCACCUGCCUCUAUAUAAUGGCAGGGAUACAAAAACCUGCACAGGAGGAACCAGAAGAGCUGUCUGAUAGUGACUUUGAAAGUCCAGUCUGCCGGAGAAGACGAGUGCAUCAUGCGUUGCCUACAACACCAGGUGAAAGUGAGGCCAAGCAUCAGGAAACAGAGGGCUGCAUUCAGGAGAGUGAAAAUGAGGGACAGGCAGAGGGACAGCAGAUGUUUCCAUAUAAUGUGGCAGAAUUUGUCCCUAUUUUUCUGGAGGAAGAUGAAGCUCUUGAAGAGGCAAUUCAGCGUAGCCUCCUAGAAGAGUCUGAUAGACAGAGUGAAGUUCAUAUUUCAAGGUCUUUUAAGAAGCUCAGCAAAGAAGAAAUUGAAGGUCUUCUUAGAGCUCAUAGUGAGAAAGUCAUUACACCAGGAACAAGACAACUCCAUAUCAGUCGAGCCAAUGUGUGGUCGACUGCUUUUUGCGCCAGUUCAAGAGACCCAAGUUUGCAGAAAGCUGUGAGAUGCUUUAUGUCACAUUUGCAAGCGAUGAACAUGAUACAGAGGAAGAUGCUGCUGACCUUGGGGGGCCAAGGCGCGGAGUUUUUCCGCUUUACUGGUGAAGGCCAUCUUUCAGGACAGUGGUGCUUUUGA
Messenger RNA from Oreochromis aureus, 928 nucleotides. RefSeq lists its product as uncharacterized. Lineage: Eukaryota; Metazoa; Chordata; Actinopteri; Cichliformes; Cichlidae. The record is from RefSeq and is a predicted model, not a curated record. The transcript is spliced from 5 exons. The coding region runs from base 140 to 928 and encodes 262 amino acids.